AAAAGAAAAAACAGUAUCUUCAUAUCUCUUACGCUCCUCUUGUCAGUUUCCUCAUCUGAGGUGAAAUUUUGAGGUUUUUUGUUCACCGAGUCGAAGAAGAAGAAGAAGAUUGAAGAUAAUGGCCGACAAUUGCUUGUUUAGUGAAGAAGAUAUGGCGAUCGAUGAGGCUGUCGGCCACCCGCAAGCUUAUGCGAAGCUCUGCCGCGAUCGACAAGCUGGAUUGUACACUCAUGGUCCUCCUUUCACUUUCACGCCUUAUAGUCUGAAGAAACGAGAGUCUAUUGAUUGUCUUUGCAUAAUGUUUCAGACCGCAACAGCAAAGGAACUAGACCAAUUGUUUCCAAUAAUAAAUCCGAAGGCAAAGCCUACUGCGAAGCCUAAGCUUUUUGGGAGCCUCUUAUGGAAGCAACUCAAUCAUCUCGGGAAUGCUGGGUUUGAUCCUGCGGUAAUUCGAGUUGACCAUUACGGCAAUGUUCUUUAUUAUCAUGCUGAUUCUGCUUCGCCACUUGCUUGGGAUAUUGAUCAUUGGUUUCCUUGCUCAAGAGGGGGACUGACUGUUCCAAGCAAUUUACGAAUACUUCAAUGGCAAGCCUGCAAGAGGAAGCAUCACAAGUUAGAGUUCUUAGUUCCUUGGUGGGAUUUUCAAUUAGGUAUUUCUGUAAACCAGUUUUUAUCCAUCUUUGCUUCGUCCAACUCAGAUUUCAGGCGCAGAGCAUUUUCAUUUUUGUUCUUUGAAGGCGAAAACGAAGAGCUGAAUACUUCUCAGACAGUUGAAUCUCAUUCUUUUCCCCAACAUUUCGUGGAAGCCAAAGAGCGACUUGGCUUUGCUCCUGCUGCCAUCGUUUUAUCUCGAAGAGAAUUUUAUGAUUCUUCAUCACCUUUGAGAUCAUUGGACUACAAUAGGCAACCAAGACCAAGUAUCCCUAUAGUUGCUGCACGAAAAGUGAAACCUGAACUUCUCAAAGAGAAUGAAAACCCGGACUUCGUAAAGAACCCAUACCAAGCCAUUGUCAUGGCCAGAGAUUCUCUAAGACAAAGAGAUGAAAGAGCAAAGCUGAAGGCUGAAAUACAGAGAGUGGAUGAUGAAGUGAAUGAUAUGAAGCUAAAUAAUGAAGAAGAGAAGCUCACAAUUCAGGAGUUGGAACUGAAACUAAUUAAACAUAAACGAAGGGCAGAGAAGUGUAGGCGAUUAGCGGAGGCGCAAUCGUCUCAUAAGACAAUGCUGGAGAAGAUGAUCCGGGAUACCAUGCACCAGAGUGUUAUUUACAAGGAGCAGUUGAGGCUAAACCAAGCAGCGAGUAAUGCGCUAAUGGCCAGGCUUGAAGCGCAGAAGGAAAUUUGUAAUGCUGCUGAGAAGGAUCUCUACCAGAAGUAUAGACAGAGAGAUGAGCUGGAGAAACAGUUGAGGCCUGAAUGCGAUCAGGCUCGAAAAAGAUCAAGAAUGGACAAUAUGUUAUUGGAAGAAACAGACUACAAAGCUCCAACUUUAUUUUUGCAAGGAAUCAAGCCAAAGACACCUACACACAAAGAGCUGAGACUGUUUCUAGAGGAAGAACAAAGAGCUUCUGAAUGUGGUUUGUCCCAAAAUGGAGAGCAGAAACAAAAGGAAAGUGAAGUGGCCAUGGAGAAGCCUGGUGAAAAUGAGAACAAAGCAAUUGUUCCACUGGAGGAAGGAAGCUUAAUUACUCAAAGGUUUGAAAAUUUAGAAAUAGGAGAAGCAAAGAGACACGACAUGCUAUUCCCUUUCAUGCAAGAGUCAGAUGUCGAAAAAGAAGAUGAAGAGAGUAGAAAACAACGGGGCAAAGGAAACAUCGAGAAGUGGCUUCAAAUGCUGUUGGAUGAAAACCAAGAUACAGAUCCCCAAAAUGAAGAUGAAAACAGGACAAGCAAGACUCAUGAAAUAAGCACAAAACCGAAUGUAAGUUCCCCACAAAAGGAGGUCAAGGUCAUCACGACGACUACAGAAGAGCAAAACAAAGAAGAGACGCAUGAUAUAGAACAGACUGUUGAAGAGAAAGGCAGGAUUGUUGGAACUGAAGGCAGCAAAACAGAAAAAGAAGUGAGCAUUGAAGAAAGUGAAAAGAAUGAGCUUAGUGGGAAGGAAAUAAGGUUCACAAGGUCAGACAGUGGAAGGAUCUUCAGGAGAAUCCCAUCUUCACCAUCUCUGAUCUUGGGGAUGAAGAAGGGAGUAGACUGUAUGGGAAAGAAACCAAUGGUAAGAGGGGAUGACGAUGCCGAUGUCGAAGAUCAUGCUUCGAAAAACAGCUUUAUCAAAUCUUCUAUCAAGACACUCAAGAAGGCAGUAAGGAUAUGAAACUUGCCUGUUUCAAUUAUGCCUGUUUCAGUAAGGAUAUGAAACUUGCCUGUUUCAAUUAUGCCUGCUGUGUUUUAACUGUCUGUCUUGCUUGUCCAUAUAGUUCUUUGUUUUUUCCUUUUUUAUUUUUUCUGGGUGUUGGUUACUUGAUGAUGAGAAACAAUAGAUCACUGCAUCUAGGCGCUCCAUGCAAAAGAUUUAGUGCAUUUUUUUCUUGGAUAUGUUUGUAAUAUAAGGCUUUUUGUUGUGAUAUAAAUACUCCUAAAUUGAUUAUUUUUUUUAAUAACAUUUAAACAGCAUAACUUUUAAAUUAUA
Messenger RNA from Benincasa hispida (wax gourd), 2629 nucleotides. The record is from RefSeq and is a predicted model, not a curated record. Lineage: Eukaryota; Viridiplantae; Streptophyta; Magnoliopsida; Cucurbitales; Cucurbitaceae.